Cheilinus undulatus (humphead wrasse) is the source of this 3230-nucleotide messenger RNA. It is a transcript of the gene tapbp.1, whose product is annotated as TAP binding protein (tapasin), tandem duplicate 1. Bases 126 to 1451 code for a protein of 441 amino acids. The record is from RefSeq and is a predicted model, not a curated record. The transcript has 8 exons. NCBI's taxonomy places the organism in Eukaryota, Metazoa, Chordata, Actinopteri, Labriformes, Labridae.
GUUCCAGGUGAAAGCGAAACUAAAAUGAAGUGGGAGUUGAAGGGGAAACCCAGCCAUACAAGCUCUAAUUUCUUCGUGAGGUAACAUUUACGAGCAGUUUCUAGGGGCGAAGAGAAGAGGCAAACAUGACUAACUUUUCUACAAUCUACAAGUUGUCUCUGGUGGCUGUUUUCUACCUAAUCCAAGCCUGCAGCAGCAGCUGUCCACCCCUGGAGUGCUGGUAUGUGCACGAGAAAACAGGUCGAGGAGGUUUAACUGCCGGUGCAAACCAAGAAAAAUCCCUGAUUUACAUCGAAACAGAUGAACACAAACACCCUGCAGAGUCUGACCAAGUUCCAUCUGACAUCAGUCCUGACAGAGUCUACUUUGUUACUGACCCUGCUGGCACUCUCUGCCAGCCCUCUCACAAGCGCCCCAGAGGCCCGGUAAAGAAGUCGCAGUGUGAGAUCAACCCCUUCCUGCCACAGCCCUCUGACCUCAAAUGGGUCACUUCACUCACAGAGUCCAAUCUUAGCCCCUCACAUCUGCAGGCAGACUGGAUCACAGUCUCCAAUCAGGACUUUAAACGACAGUGGAGCAUUUCCAGUAUCAUGCGUGCUCCUACAGGAACCAAAGAGCACAGUGUCGCCCUGAGUGUGACCAGUAGAACGCUCUCCGUUCAGGCCAGACUCGGGGAACCAGUGCUGCUUGACUGCAGCUUCUGGGUGGACCCCUCCUGGCCGCUCUAUGGGUCUGGUUUUGCAGUAGAGUGGCGCUACCAGUUCAGAGGGGAUGGGCGACUUGUUCUGGCAUAUGACGGCAAGACAGACCGCUUUGCUGAUACACAGGAAGAGGGGGCCAUGCUGGACUUCGAGGGUCUGCUUGAGAAGAGAAAUGCAUCCCUGAUUCUGCAGCAGGCUAAAGUGCGUCACUCUGGGCUGUACAUCUGUACUGUGUAUCUGCCGUACGUUGUGGCUCAGGUGGCGAUAGAACUUGAGAUUGUUGAACCUCCAUCCCUCUCCAUCUACCCCUCACCUCUGCCCCUGGCUGUCCCUGGCCAGGCUUUGAGCAUUCAGUGCGAGGCGUCUGGUUUUGUUCCUCUCUCCCUGGAGCUGAGCUGGGAGUUUAAAGGUGCAGAUGGGAAGUCAAAACCUCUUGGAUCAGGCAGUGUAACCGGGCACAGGCAGGCCUGGGAUGGGACUUAUGGUCAGAGCUCCCGGCUGGAGCUGGACACGGCUAACCUGGACCUGGGCAGAGGAGGGGAGGUCACCUGUGUGGCUGUCCAUCCUGGAGGCACACGACGGGCCAGUGCGAACCUCAAUGUCAUUGGGUUUAGUACUCCCUCCAUUGAGGACUCAAUGGCAAUGGUUGGUGUUGCACUGGUGCUCUAUGGCCUUAUCAAGUUUGUCUCCUGGACUUUCACCGGCUCAGGCACAGAUGAGGCUGAUAAACAAGACAAGAAAGACAAGUAAAGAAGAAUGAGGAAAGUCAACUGUCGGGGAAUCAACCAUACCACUUUUUUUAAUUUAUAUUUUGCAUCUUGGUGCGGGGUUUUAAAGAAGCUGUCCAAUGAUUCAUGCAAAAAGUUGGUUUUAUUUUUAGAGCUUAUGUUCUCAAGGGUUUUUUUUUUGUAUGUUUUUGGGAACUAUGCAUGAGCUUAUGCCCAUACAUGGAUGGUUCUUUUUUAUUUGUUUUUUUAACCGUUUUUUGCAAACAUAAAUAACGUUUAGAAGAACACAUACUGAUGUUCUAAGAUGGAGAAGAGUGUUUUUGUAAAGGGCCUUUACUAAAUUUAGAGUUUUUAAAUAAUUCUUAGAUCAUCAUUUCACAAGAUAUGUAGUUGUUAUAACUUGGUGUUACGGCCGUAGCCGCAUCCCCCCCUUUGUGUAACUAAUUACUUCUGUGGAGUGUCUGUGCGUGUGUGUGUGAAUGGCUUGGGUGCUCUCUAGGCUGAUUCCCGACACCUGUGCUGCUGGUGAAGGUGAUCGGUGAGCAGCUGCGGCAGAACCAAUCAGCCAAUGAGAAGCAACACCAAUAAGCCCAACCCUCAUAAAAGUCUGGACUGCCAGCAGUUGACGCGCAGCUUCACCUUAGUUUUGAGCUCACCACUGUGCCUCUUUGUGUUUGAUUUGUUUAGUGUUUUGAACUUCUGUUAAGAUUCUGUUUGAGGCACUCGUUUCAUGCACUGGGCCAGGUUGUAGUUUAGUUAGGUACACACUCACAUGUAGGUUUUGUUAUUUGUUUAGUCACACUAGGUUUAGGGGUGCUGUUCUUUUGUUAUUAGAUUUGGGUUAGUUAGUGUAGUUAGUUAAGAGUUAUGUUCAGUUUGUACCACCAGUUAGUUAGCUUUAAAACACUAGCUAGACACUGUUUUAUUUGGUUAUUAGUUGAGCAGCACUCGUAGGUCCUGUCAUUUUGCCUCACUUUUGUUAAGCGCAAUUUUACUUUUGUAAUAAAUACCUUAAAUUUACCAACUACAUCUGGUUUUAUGUUACUUCCUUUACCCACAACGAGCUGGUUGUAACACUUGGUCUCUCACAGUUUAUGUUAUAACACUGUACAUUAUUUCAAACACUGGAAAAGGAGAGGAAACCUGUAGUAGGGCUAAAAUAGCUUAUAUUUUCCCCUGUAUGUGUUUAACCGUCAUACCUUAAAGGUCAGAGAUGAGCGUGUGUGUGUGUGUGGGGGGGGGGGUGCAAAAUUAAUUAGAAAUUUUUUGGAAGUUUUUAAAAGAUAAGGUUCAACCCCACAGAAUGAAUCCACUCACUGUAAAUAAAGACAAAACUACAUAUGUAUGAAUAUGUUGACUUUAUUUCUUGGUAUAUGUGCUUGUUUGUAUAUGUGGUACUCUUAAUACAGCAUUUACAGAAUGCUUCAAAUCUGGGGAAAUGCUUUACUAUGCUUUGAAAAUGUGAAGGAAAUAGUUCAAACACAACUUAAUUGUAAAUAAACUUGUAUGCUACUAACAGCUGCCUCACAUCUCUUGAUAAGCACUGUUAAUUCAAAAUUGGCUAAUUUGAUUAAAUAAAUUAAAUCAUUUACUUAAUGUUUCCUGUUAACCAGGCUUGGCAAGAUUUAGAAAUGUAGAAAGAAGUUUUUUCUGUAACUUCGAAUCUGUUAUAUCUGCUACUUUUUUUGUGUCUCCAUGUUUGUUUAUUUUGGUUAGAUAUGGUUAGAUAUUGAGGAUCCCUUUGAUAUAAUUACUGGCUCCAAAAUUCGGUUGAAUAUGGUUAUAAAGAGCUGAAUUAUUU